UUCACUCCCAUGAGUAGUCACUUCCUUCACCCAGUCAGACUGCACAGCUCCAUUCGUGUUGACUGCCCAGAGUCCACGAACACAGCCCUGCACCUCUAGCUACCAACAAGAAUUCCACCUGGCCACACAUACACAGCAAAAGCAACACAGAUCAGCCCUCACAAGCAGCUACAUUCCAGCAGCCUCUCCUGCCUCUGUUGGGACAUGUCGCUUUACAGUUUUGGCCUGGAGCCACUCUCCUGCCACACCUGGAACAAAGACAGGACCCAGAUUGCAGUGAGUCCUAACAACAAUGUGGUAAACAUCUACGAAAAGAACGGCAAAGAAUGGGUCAAGAUCCAUGAGCUGACUGAGCACAGUGGACGAAUCACAGGCAUUGACUGGGCCCCAGAGUCCAACCGCAUUGUAACAUGUGCCUCUGACCGCAAUGCCUACGUGUGGACUCUGAAGGAUGGCGUUUGGAAGCCCACCUUGGUCCUGGUGCGCAUCAACCGGGCAGCCACCUGUGUGAAGUGGUCACCACUGGAGAACAAGUUUGCCCUGGGCAGCGGGGCUCGCCUCAUCUCUGUCUGCUACUUUGAGAAGGAGAACGACUGGUGGCUGAGUAAACACAUCAAGAAACCCAUUUGCUCCACAGUCCUGAGUCUGGAUUGGCAUCCAAACAACAUCCUACUGGCGGCUGGGUCUGCAGACUUCCACUGCAGGGUUUUCUCAGCCUACAUCAAGGACAUCGAGGACAAGCCCGGACCUACUGCCUGGGGGGCCAAAAUGCCUUUUGGGGAGGUGCUGAUGGAACAUAAGGACUGUGGAGGCUGGGUGCACAGUGUCUCCUUCUCCCCUGUGGGAGACCAGCUGGCCUGUGUGGCCCACAACAGCAGCAUCACUGUGGUGGAUGCCGCCCAGGCGAAGGAGGUCACCCAGCUGACUACCGACCAUCUGCCACUUCUGAGUGUGCUCUAUGUCAGCCCCACUGAGCUUGUUGCUGCGGGCCAUGACUGUUGCCCGUACCAGUUCACCUAUAAGGGUCCAGGUGCUCUGGAGUUUGUGAAGAAGCUGGACAUCCCCAAGCAGACCUCUAAGGCCAGCAUGUCAGCCAUGCAACACUUCCGCAACCUGGACAAGAAGGCCACUGAUGAGGAGAGCAAUGAGAUGGGCAACCUGCACCAGAACAGCAUCACGCAGCUGUGUGUUGUAUCUGGGAAGAAAGCCAAAGUGGAGAAGUACAGCAGUGUGGGUCUGGAUGGAGCCAUUGUGAUCUGGGAUUUUAAGCACUGAGACACCACAGAGUGUCAGUCUUUGAGGCGUCAGAGGCUGAAGAGACCAACGCACCCUGCCGCAGCUAAACCUACGGAACUACUGAUGUGCUUUUGAGUAACUGGAAACCAAUGGGAGCCCAUGUGCUUUGCGAAACUUGUCAUUAAAAAAAUUCAUUUGAAUAAAUAAAGAGGAGAUUUACAGGCCAGA
This is a messenger RNA of Perca fluviatilis (European perch), 1464 nucleotides long. RefSeq lists its product as uncharacterized. The record is from RefSeq and is a predicted model, not a curated record. Bases 205 to 1275 code for a protein of 356 amino acids. Gene Ontology annotation, cellular component: actin cytoskeleton; Arp2/3 protein complex. Lineage: Eukaryota; Metazoa; Chordata; Actinopteri; Perciformes; Percidae. The transcript is spliced from 10 exons. Gene Ontology annotation, molecular function: actin filament binding. Gene Ontology annotation, biological process: Arp2/3 complex-mediated actin nucleation.